AUUUAUCAUCUCUGUCUUCAAAGCUAAAAACUUAACCUUUUUCUUGGCUUAUCUUUCCUAAUUAUCUUCCGAAAAAAAAAAGAAGUGAGAGAGAAAGAUUACUUUUUUCCUUUCUGGGCCUCCCUGUAUUCCCCAAGUAUCUGAGCAUUAAAGCCUUGACGUGCUGAAGUAACUGCAUGAUGGACUUAAAAGGUUUAGCAUGGAUUGGAAACAUAUAUGACAAGUUUGAAGCUAUGUGUCUGGAGAUGGAAGAGGUUAUGUAUGAGGAUGCUGUCAAAUAUGUUGAAAAUCAGGUCCAGACUGUUGGUGCUAGUGUUAAGAGGUUCUAUUCAGAAGUGAUGAAAGAUUUGCACUCAGAUUCGUAUGUUGAUCCUGUGAAAGUGGCUGCUGCUGACUUGUCAUUGAAUCCUUAUGCUCACUCCAAAAUGAUACUGAAAGCAAAUGCUAAAAAAGAUGGUAGAGAUACCAAUUGGAAAUUAAGUGAUGAGUCUAAAGUAAUUUCUGGUAAAAGGAAAACCGGACUUUACAGACGUCCGGUAGCCAGUAGGAAAAGCAAUUCUAUGGUAAAUUUUAUGCCACCUGUGACUGGGCCAGUUGCACCAUUUUCAGAGAAUUUAAGAAACCUGUCCUCAUUUUCUCAAAUGAAAAAGAGUUGUCAAAUGGCCUCUGGCUGUGUUGAUGUCUUAUCGCCACCAGCUGGCGCUGAAGAACGCUCCAGAAUUGCAAAUGAGAAGCUUUGUAAACCUAUGGAUGAUACCAGUCUGCCUAUGUCUCGUGCUUCAUUUAAUUCACCAGCUACCGCUGCUAAAACAAUUGUGUCAGUUGUAUCAGCUGAGCAGAAGCAAGCUGAUUCUCCUUCUGAUGGCUUAUCAUCAGAGUCCUCUGCUGUAGGCACAUGUACAAACAGCAGAGUGGUUUCCCAGACUCAGAAGACAAUUGCAACUGGAACAGGCAGCACAAAAUCUGUUGAGGAGGAGGUCUUCAUGGCCCACCAAGAAAGAUUGGAUGACUAUAUCAUAAAUGCAGCCAAGAAUGAUGAUACUGUGGACCCGGACGUGGAAAUUAUUGAGCCGUUUGAUGAGUCAAAAUUAGGGGAAACAUGUGUCUUGGUGGAGGGGGAUGAGCUUCAUUUUUUACCUCAAGGGAAGGGCAAUCACAAAUCCUACAAGAAAAAAUUGCGCGAAGCUUUUUCCUCCAAGAUGAGGUUAAAAAAGAAGGAAUAUGAGCAGCUUGCAGCGAGAUACACCGAGCAAAACUCAAAUCAAGAGGGUGCAGAGAGAGCAAUGACCGAUCGUCCUGCAGAGUCUAACACCAAGUCAUUUCCAGUUCAUAGUUCUGAAACUGAGUGGGAGCUUGUCUAAAUGUGCUGCUGCCGUAAAUAAGAUUGCCUUAGUUCGUACUAUUUGGUUUCCACCAGCCGCAAAUGGAAGCUGACAAUGUGUUAAAAAGAGUGUAAAUAAUGGCCAGCGGAGAUGUUUCGCCUUAAAAAGAGUAUAUUAGGGUUGUAUAGAAGGGGAAAUCUUCCAUUUAAUGGUCUUUACUAUCGUAUGAUUUGCAGAAAACCCAGUUUUAUGAAUGAAUGAAUGGCUUCUAAUAGUAAAUCCCUUGAUUGUC
This is a messenger RNA of Coffea eugenioides, 1614 nucleotides long. RefSeq lists its product as uncharacterized. The record is from RefSeq and is a predicted model, not a curated record. Lineage: Eukaryota; Viridiplantae; Streptophyta; Magnoliopsida; Gentianales; Rubiaceae. Bases 177 to 1361 code for a protein of 394 amino acids. The transcript has 7 exons.